AUGCAAGGCUCCCCGUUCACGACAGCGGCGCCACUGCUUUCGCUCGUCUCCUUACUCCUAGAGAAGCUUAACAGUUUGAAAUACAAGGAAGUGAUGCCAUGCGGGUUACAGUCCGCGCUAGAGGAGCUCGAGGAGAAGAUCAAGGAGAUCAGACACUUCGUCCCCGAUGCAGAGACCCAGGCCUUCGGCAGCGAGUACGCCCGCCUCUGGCUGAAAGCGCUGAAAGAGGCGGUGUACGACGCAGAUGACGUCCUCGACGACUAUGCAAUCGCCGGAGGAAUGGUAUCAGUACAGCCGGAAACGCUCUCCUCGACCAGCAUGGUACGUCCUCGUUUCUCCUCUCCAUUGUCUCGCACGAGUCAGAUUGAAUUUGAACACGAAAUGGGGAUGAGAAUAAAGAGUAUAAACUCUAGACUACAGAAGAUCUCAAAAGAGAAGGCUGAGCUACACUUGACGCCUACCGAUGAUCACUUCUCAACGACAGGCAGCAGCUUUCAGACAUCAUCUCUAGUCAAUCUAGAAAUUGCUAAUUCAGUAGUCGAAUUACAAUGCAAAAAAUUACUGUGACUACUUGUGGGGAAUGAGAAAGAUAGCAAGCUGAUAGCGAUCACGGGGAUAGGGGGAAUCGGAAAGACUACACUGGCUAAAGUGACAUUCAACGAUCAAUUCAUCGCAGCCAAUUUUCACAUGAAGAUUUGGGUCUGCGUUUCCAAGUACUUCAACCAAAUUAAGAUAUUAAAAGAGGUCAUAGAGCACGCCGGUGGGGACCCCCGGGAUGGUGACUGCAAGGAACAGCUGGCCCAGAUCCUAAGCAGCCUCAUCAAAGACAAGAAAUUUUUUCUUGUUCUAGAUGACGUCUGGACGACAGAGGUCUGGGACGAGCUACUCCGAGGAGCCUUGCAGGGCGCCGCUGUUGGCAGCAUGGUGUUGAUAAUGACUCGUCUCGAGUCUGUGGCGAGGCAGGUGGGGGCGUCGCACCUUCAUCCUUCCAUGAGAAUGACUGGUUUUGAAGGGUUCUACCUUUUGUGCAAGAUGGUGUUCAGAGAUGGGGAGGAGCAACAGUGGGGAGCCAUGCAAGAUGUUGGCGUUAAAAUUGCCAAGAGAUGCAAGGGCAUUCCCUUAGCUAUAAAGAUGAUCGGAGGGGUUCUGAGAUGCAAGGGUAAGAACGUACGGGAGUGGGAGGAGAUACUCGAAGAUCAAGUAUGGUCUACAUCCAUCUUCCCAGAGGACGAGGAAAAUGUUCUGAAGGCUCUGUAUUUGUCUUACAGGGAUCUGCCCUCAAGCAUCAAGCAGUGUUUUCUAUACCUCUCACUGUUUCCCGAGGACUACGCGUUUGCGCGUCCCAGUGUCGUGCAGUACUGGGCCGCUGAGGGUUUCCUGAAACCAGAGGGCACUUUGACCAUGGAACAAAUAGGAGACAAGUUUUUCGACGAGCUGACCGGCAGAGGUCUUCUCCAACCAGAGCUCUCAGCGAUAGAGGGGGCUCUGUGCAAGAUGCACGACAUUGUGCGUUCUCUUUGUCAGUAUCUGGCUGAAGGUGAAUGCCUCUUCGGCGGCAUGCCGAGACUGAAAGGCAGGUCCGGAAAGCUCCGCCGGUUGUCAAUGGUAGAUUGUGACUUUCCCAUAGACCUUCAUCUCUUGAAAAGAGAACAACGCCUGAGGAAACUCCUUAUCUGUAGGAACCCAUAUGGAGGGAUGGUUCUAAGACAGGAUGUUAUUGAAGCUCUUGGGUAUCUGAGAGUCUUAGAUAUCAGUGAGGAACAGCCACAUUUCAUCACAAAACUUCGACACCUGAGGUAUCUCAACGUCUCUGGGACUCCCAUUGGAGCGUUGCCAGAUUCGAUAGGCGAUAUGAAAAGCCUGGAGUUCCUGUUACUGAUGAACUGCGAGAACGUCACGUCUCUUCCAGAUGGCAUAACGCAGUUGAGAAAUCUAAGGUGCCUUAGGAUGAAUGAGAGAACUAACAUCGACCAGAUGCCAAGGGAAUCGGCGGACUGCAUCAGCGAGUUCUUUAUGGGUUUGUUGUGGACAAGCGGGAGGGAACUCUGCGAGAAUUGGGGCCUCUAUUAA
Messenger RNA from Spirodela intermedia, 2070 nucleotides. The record is from the annotation of a GenBank genome assembly. Lineage: Eukaryota; Viridiplantae; Streptophyta; Magnoliopsida; Alismatales; Araceae.